Electrophorus electricus (electric eel) is the source of this 371-nucleotide messenger RNA. RefSeq names its product H2B.K variant histone 1 (gene h2bk1). Gene Ontology annotation, molecular function: DNA binding; structural constituent of chromatin; protein heterodimerization activity. The record is from RefSeq and is a predicted model, not a curated record. NCBI's taxonomy places the organism in Eukaryota, Metazoa, Chordata, Actinopteri, Gymnotiformes, Gymnotidae. Gene Ontology annotation, cellular component: nucleosome.
AGCACCAAAACUCUAAAAUGACGAGUGAUGGAACUAAAAAGAAAGGGAAAACUCCAAGUGACAAAAAGGCGUCAAAAAGGAAGGGGAAAAGGCGGGAAACGUAUGCUGUGUAUAUUUAUAAAGUUUUGAAACAGGUCCAUCCCGACACUGGAAUUUCUAGCAGGGCUAUGAGUAUCAUGAACUCCUUCGUCAACGACGUCUUCGAGCGUAUCGCCACGGAGGCAUCCAGACUGACGCUGUACAACAAGCGCUCCACGAUUACCAGCCGUGAGGUGCAGACGGCGGUGCGUCUGCUGCUUCCCGGUGAGCUCGCGAAGCACGCGGUGUCGGAGGGGACCAAGGCCGUGACCAAGUACACGAGCUCAAAAUGA